Molecule: messenger RNA, 1896 nt
Organism: Chelonia mydas (Green sea turtle)
Lineage: Eukaryota; Metazoa; Chordata; Testudines; Cheloniidae
Product: phospholipase A2 inhibitor gamma subunit B
Exons: 5
Coding region: 132-803 (223 amino acids)
Cellular component (GO): extracellular region
Molecular function (GO): phospholipase inhibitor activity
Source: RefSeq, a predicted model, not a curated record
AUUUGCCGAAUUUCACUUGUGAUGUUCUGCUGUUCAAUCCAGUCUAUAAAAGCCCCCUUUGGAGUGUUUGCUGUCAGAACUGAAAAUUCAGCAGCUCUAUUCCCAUUGCAGCCUGUGCUCUCCCUGUCAUCAUGAAGGUUUCCUUCUCCUUCUGCAUCCUCUUGGCUUUCAUAGAUGCAGGGAGCUCUCUUCAGUGUGAGGUUUGCCAUGAAAUAGGGGAGAGCUGUUCCGGCCCCAUGGAAACCUGCGAUAGUGGCAAAGAUACCUGUGGGGUCAUAAAGCAUGAAAUUGUACAAGUGUCAAAGAGGAUUGUGAUAACCCAAAAGUCCUGCCUGCACUCCAAUAGUUGCCGAACAGACCCCAUUAGUAUGAACUUUGGGAACGGAAUGACACACAGGAGCAGAAUCACCUGCUGUGUGGGAGAAGACUGUAAAACAGCGUCUGACCCACUGCCACCGAUGAACACCAUUCCCAAUGGCCUGCAGUGUCCAGCAUGCUACGCUGAGAAUUCUUACCAGUGUAGUGAAAACACCGUGAGUUGUACCGGAGUCCAGACCCAGUGUUUUGAUAUAGCUGGGAAAAUAACCAUCGGUGUCCUGCCCCUAAAAACUGCAAUGAGGGGCUGCACCACCGAGUCUGAGUGCGUGGCUCCAAAAGGGGAGAAAGGGCUGGAUGUGGACAUUGUGAGGUUUGAGUGCAAACCAGCCUCCAGCAGGGGCCACAAGGCUCUUGGAUUUGCCCCUCGAGUCGCCCUCCUCCUUCCAGCACUGUCAGGGCUUAUCUUGGUGCUGCCGCUUUCUUGAUCUGCCCUGCAGGCCAUGGGACACAUGCCCAGCAUUGCUGUGCUGAAGCCACUCUAUCUGCUGCUUGCACAUGGCAUGUUCUGCAUUUGUUUUUCCCUUGCAGGGACUCUCUGUUUUCUACUGGAAUCUCUCUGCUUUAGCCUUUUUCAGUGAAGUCAAGAAAAAUCUUCUAGAUAUUUGAUUUAUUUAAGCUGGUGAAGUUUACUUAUAUUGGGCAUCACAAUGGCUAGACUGGGACCCAGCGAGACCCUGUGUAGAACCACUAGACAGAACAAGCGGUGGAAAUGAAAGCAUUCAAAACAACCACAGGGUCUGCCAGCAUCCAGCAGCCUCAGUAAAGAUCCCCUUUAUAUUAAUUCCACCUGAGUCUGUCCCUCUUUUUCUACCCCCUCUCAUUAAGGUUGUGUGGCAGAAUGUACCCUUGUAUUCACACCCUACACACUGUUGAAAUAACCUUUGUACAAAGUAUGCCUUGCAAGGUGUGAUAAUUGAACGGCGUGAGGAUGGGGGCGGGGGUGCGGGGAGGUAGCUCUCUUUUAUGGACACCCAGCCAGCCAGUUAGCUAUAAAACUUCCUCUUAGUAGUUGUUCUCUACUUGCUUUACCUGUAAAGGGUUAAAAAGUCUCCCUGCACAGGUAAAAGGAAGGGAGUGGGCACCUGACCAAAAGAGCCAAUGGGAGAGCUAGAACUUUUAAAAAUUGGGAAAAAACUUCCCCCUUGUCUGUCUGUGCUGUUCUCCCGAGAAGCAGAGACAGGGCUGAAACUACGCUGUAAGAGCUUGUGUCUGGUAUGAAAAAUCAUCAAAUCAUACCUAGAAACUACUCAUUUGGAACCCCAGAUAUGUAAGUAAAUCAGGAAAUGUCUAGGAAGACGCAAUUAGGUUUAUCUCUGUUUAUUUCUUUAUGGCUUGUGGACUCCUCUGGGCUAACCCCAAAUGCUUUUGUUUGCUUGUAACCUUUAAGAUGGACCUCAAGAACGUUAUUCUUGAUGCUAAUCCUUGUAAGUGGUUUUUUAAAAAAAUCUAGCAAUAGCCUAAGUUUUCAAAUGUAUUUUUUUUCUUUUUGUUUUUAAUAAAAUUUACCUUUUUUAAGAA